Myotis myotis is the source of this 2359-nucleotide messenger RNA. It is a transcript of the gene SLC10A7, whose product is annotated as solute carrier family 10 member 7. The record is from RefSeq and is a predicted model, not a curated record. Bases 246 to 1268 code for a protein of 340 amino acids. The transcript is spliced from 12 exons. NCBI's taxonomy places the organism in Eukaryota, Metazoa, Chordata, Mammalia, Chiroptera, Vespertilionidae. Gene Ontology annotation, cellular component: plasma membrane.
GGCGCGUGGUAGUGAUGGCGGCGCUCAGUGAGGCUUUGCUGUCACUGGAUACUACUACUCCCAGCCCUCCGCGAAGCCGCCCGAGCAGCCCCCGGGUCUCCCGUUUACAAGUAGCAAUUUGACUUGCUCUGCUGCAUGUUAAGAGGGACGGUGGAAAGUGUGCGGACGCCCCCGGGAUUCAGCGAACGCAGCUCCAAAAGGAAAAAAGGCAAACAAGUAAACAAAACCCACCCAUCCUGACAAACAUGAGGCUGCUGGAGAGACUGAGGAAAGAAUGGUUCAUGGUCGGGAUCGUGCUGGCGAUCGCCGGAGCGAAGCUGGAGCCGUCCAUCGGGGUGAACGGGGGACCACUGAAGCCAGAAAUAACUGUCUCCUACAUUGCUGUUGCAACUAUAUUCUUUAACAGUGGACUAUCAUUAAAAACAGAGGAGCUGACCAGUGCUUUGGUGCAUAUACGACUGCAUCUUUUCAUUCAGAUCUUUACGCUUGCAUUCUUCCCAGCAGCAAUAUGGCUUUUUCUUCAGCUUUUAUCAAUCACACCGAUCAAUGAAUGGCUUUUGAAAGGUUUGCAGACUGUGGGUUGCAUGCCUCCCCCUGUGUCUUCUGCAGUGAUUUUAACCAAGGCAGUCGGUGGAAAUGAGGCAGCAGCAAUAUUUAAUUCAGCCUUUGGGAGUUUUCUGGGCAUUGUUAUAACACCCCUGCUACUGCUGCUUUUUCUCGGCUCAUCCUCUUCGGUGCCUUUUACAUCUAUUUUUUCUCAGCUUUCUGUGACGGUUGUGGUGCCUCUCAUUAUUGGACAGAUUGUCCGAAGGUACAUCAAGGACUGGCUUGAAAGAACAAAGCCUCCUUUCGGUGCUAUCAGCAGCAGCGUGCUCCUCAUGAUCAUCUACACCACCUUCUGCGGCACGUUCUCCAACCCGAACAUUGACCUGGAUAAGUUCAGCCUUGUGGUCAUACUGUUCAUAAUAUUUUCUAUUCAGCUGGGCUUUAUGCUUCUAACCUUCAUCUUUUCAACAAGGAAUAAUUCCGGUUUCACACCAGCAGACACUGUGGCUAUCAUUUUCUGUUCUACACACAAAUCCCUCACUUUGGGAAUCCCGAUGCUGAAGAUCGUGUUCGCAGGCCACGAGCACCUCUCCUUAAUCUCCGUCCCUCUGCUCAUCUACCACCCGGUGCAGAUCCUCCUGGGCAGCGUGCUGGUGCCCACGAUAAAGUCGUGGAUGGUGUCGCGGCAGAAGGGAGUGAAGUUGACGAGACCAAUCGUAUAGCGCAGGAGGUGCCCGGCCUGCGGCGAUGUACAUAUGUACAGGGUUGUGCACAGUCCUGAGACUCGUACUUGUGAAUGUUGCUCCGAUGCAUAUUUUAUUUUUUUACACACAGAAAAUGAUAUAACUGUUGAAGUGCCUUAAAAAUGUAUUUGACAAGAGCGUUAUUUCCAAAACCGACUUUGUUGGUUACUGCCAGGGGUGGUGCAGUAUUUUGGAGUUGUUUAAUAUUUCUUUUCCUAACGCAGGGAACAGUCAUCGUAAGUGACAAAAGCCCCAGCUUUGUGCAUACAACUCUGUCAUGGUUACUGUACUGUUCAAAAGGAGGUCGUACCAUCAGAGAAAUGCCCUUCCGAAGACGGGGACUACUUCCAAAGUCUUACUCACAAGUACUUUGAUUUACUGUGUGAUUUUCUUCUACAACUGUGACAUGCCUUUUAUCAACUCCACAGGAGUCAUAGACUGAAAAGCAUAAUUUAUCUGCAUUCCUUGACAUCAUUUUUUUAGACAUUCCUUCAAAUAGUUUCCACACAGAAAUUCCUCUGUGCCAUGAUCAGAAAUUGUGAUAGUAUGUGUCUUAAAUUUACUAUAAGCUGCUUCAAAGAAAAGACCUGGUGGUGGAGUUAUGGUCAAUUAAGUGACGUUUUGAGGAAAACUACAAGAUAUGGUUUUCAGGAUUUUCAAAAUCAUAGAUGUUUCAUUUUUCUUCCAAUUUAAUUUCUUUCCUAUUUUCCAACACACUCGCAAACUCAUAAUAGCCAAAUGUGAGACACAAAAAUGUUAUCAGUCUGAGAGCAUCAGUGAUUAAUGAUGGACUGUAUUCACAUUCCACGACUGAGAAAAACUUUUCCUGUUACAUAGAUGUGCUGAGCACAAAUCACCCCUGUUAGCCAGAAGCAGCCUGUUACAUCCUUGAAUUAAGCACACUUACGGCAUUUGAGACAAGUUAUAAAUGAAAAUUUCCUUGGCAGGCUUGACAAACGAUUGCGACAUUUAAAAAAAUUUAAAUCAGAUUGCUGUUAUGAAUAAAUGGAAAUAUGAAGGUCAUAGAUGCAAACAGAUGUUACAGAUACACAUUCUUUCUACCCAAAUGG